AUGUGGCUUGUCUUUUUACUGGUAGUUGUGAGUGUGGUGGGUGGUACUCCAGUAACUAUUAUUGACCAUCUGCAGGCACUAUCAGAUUGCGUAGCGAAACUCGAGCAACGACUCCUUCUGUGUACAGGCCGUGUUAACCACACUCAAUUUCAGCGGCAUACAGGGCUUAGAUCUGGAAUUUACAUCCACGUCAAUACGAGUCAAUGUGAGUUCUCCUCGACGCCUACUUAUUUGACAAGUUUGACUGGAAAUUCAACCCGUUGGGCUACCGUGGGCAUUUCGACCGCCUACAGCCCUUCAGUAAUGGGAUUUGACGUGCAUCUAGCUUACUGGGAUCUCGGAUCAGCAACAGAAUAUAUGCUUAUGGCGGCAUAUCAACACCAAUGGGCACUUGAAUGGGUUGGCAUUGCAAAAACACAUUCAUAG
This is a messenger RNA of Rotaria socialis, 426 nucleotides long. The record is from the annotation of a GenBank genome assembly. NCBI's taxonomy places the organism in Eukaryota, Metazoa, Rotifera, Eurotatoria, Philodinida, Philodinidae.